This is a messenger RNA of Bactrocera dorsalis (oriental fruit fly), 6254 nucleotides long. RefSeq names its product rap guanine nucleotide exchange factor 2-like. Gene Ontology annotation, biological process: positive regulation of GTPase activity; Ras protein signal transduction. The transcript is spliced from 8 exons. Gene Ontology annotation, cellular component: plasma membrane; apical plasma membrane. Gene Ontology annotation, molecular function: guanyl-nucleotide exchange factor activity; protein binding. The coding region runs from base 1219 to 5868 and encodes 1549 amino acids. Lineage: Eukaryota; Metazoa; Arthropoda; Insecta; Diptera; Tephritidae. The record is from RefSeq and is a predicted model, not a curated record.
UUAAAGUAAAUGUCAGUAGUUCGCCCACUUGUUUUCCCCGUCAAAUAACGAUAUACAUAUGUACAUACAUAAAUACUUACAACAGCACACGAGAGCAUACAAACAACGCCCUCGUUCUGUUCCCCUUUGUACUUGUACAAGAUUUUAUAGCUAUAGUGUUUGGAUCCGCCGCCCGUACCGCACCGCAUAUCGUUCACAUGUUGCGCAGUGCGCAAGCCAGUCAUCCAAACAACCAACCAUCGCCCCAUUCCAUUCAUUCAUACAUUCGGUAGCGCAGCACCAACGCCAGUGUUGCUGCUGUACAAUUUAACUCCCACUUCAUCUCACACGCUACAAGUUGUUUCUGCUGCCGAGCAGCAGCUGUAACGAAUUGCCUGUUGAAACUUUUUUUUUGUUCAAUUGUGCUCAUAUUGUUCUCUGUUAGCAAUAACGACGAAAUAGUGCCACAAAAAAAUUUCAAAUGCAUUAAAUUGAAACCAAAACUUAAUUGCACCAAAAGAAAUAUUUUAUUGCGCGCACAAUGUGACGUAGUCAGUAAAUUGAAGUUGUAGCUUCAAAUCAACAGUCGACGGUCAGACUGAUUGCUGACUGACUGCUGAAUGCCGCCCUAGAAAGUAAACAUUAUAAACUAACAACAACUACAAAAUAAUAACAAAAACGGACUAAAGCAAAGCUAUAAGUGGAAAUUAAAACCGACAAUGAUGGCCAUAACAGCAGCGGCAGCAGCGACAGCUUAGUAUUCAACAUAUACACAAACAUACAUACUGGAAGAAGUGCAAAAAUUGCUGAAGAAAGUCUCGAGUCUCCAAUGCAGCCAAAGUCAUCUGCAUAUUAACUGCAACCAACAAACACACAUAUAACGCAUUCGCAUACAUACAAACAUAUGUACAAAUAUACAUAUGUAUUAGUGUGUGUGAAAAGUGCGACGAAAGCGCUGUGCAAAGAAUUUUCAAGCUUAACGCACUUGCAGCACAACUAGCCGUAGGUGUGUGAUAAAGUGAAAUACAUAUCAGACACAGUUUUAAUGCAUUCACGUUAUCAACGUGGCCAACAACAACAGCGACAAGCACAUCAGCAAAACAUAAUCAUAAUAUAUUUAACUGCAUUAGAAAACUCAUAAAUUUAGAAGAAAAAAACAGUAAAUAUUUACAUUAGUGGCACCGUAAGUGCCAAGUUUGCGACAAUAUUAACAGCUAAAGUGAUAUUUGUUGGCAACUAAUGGAUCCAUAUCAUCAUAUUAGACAUCAUUAUCCACCCACGCGUCCUGAAUUGCAACAAAAAUGCAAUCGCGGCUCACAUUCGAGUGACACGAGCUCAGCGUACAGUGGCAGCGAUACAAUGGCGUCUGUGUACGGCUCCUCAAUGGAUGCGGAGGAGAUCGAUCUCUCCGGUUUGGUGGAGUCGGUGGUGGACUCCGAUGAGGAGGACUUGGCGGAGAGUAUGGAUAGUCUAAAUGUACGCGAUGCGGUGCGUGAUUGCCUGGAGAAAGAUCCCUCCGAACGCACAGAGGAAGAUGUCGAAAUACUGCUGGAAUUCACACAAGGUUUGAAGGCCUUCACCAAUAUCACGUUAGCGGUGCGACGCGCACUCUGCGCCGUCAUGGUGUUUGCUGUAGUCGACAAAGCCGGCACCGUGGUGAUGUCCGAUGGUGAAGAGCUCGAUUCGUGGUCGGUGCUUAUAAAUGGCGCCGUAGAGAUUGAGCAUGCGAAUGGCACGCGUGAAGAACUGCAAAUGGGUGAUUCCUUUGGCAUACUACCCACCAUGGAUAAGCUAUAUCAUCGUGGUGUAAUGCGCACCAAAUGUGACGACUGUCAGUUCGUUUGCAUAACACAAACCGAUUACUAUCGCAUACAGCAUCAAGGUGAGGAGAAUACACGACGACACGAAGAUGAGGAUGGACGCAUAGUGAUGGUCACUGAAUUGCGGCAAAUCGGCAGCAAUGAACAUGGUACAACGGGUAGUAAUGCGAGCGCCGCCAGCGCCGCGGGCAUGAAACGUGGUCAUGUGGUGAUACGCGGCACACCCGAACGUUUGUUGCAACAGUUGGUGGAGGAGAAUUCAAUGACUGAUCCGACAUAUGUGGAGGAUUUUUUGCUAACACAACGUAUUUUCAUCAAAAACCCACAAGAGGUAACGCAAAAGCUGCUCGCUUGGUUCGAGUGUGAUGCCGAGCCGCCAAAGGGCAGUACAGCGUCACCACAAGAGAUACGCGACCGUGUGACACGCGUCGUCUUGUUGUGGGUGAACAAUCAUUUUACCGAUUUUGAGGCUGAUCAUGAAAUGAUGGAGUUCCUGGAGGUAUUCGAGGCUGGUUUGGAGCACACGCGACUGCUGAGUCAGCUGCGUUUGUUGCAUAUAGCGUGUGCGGCCAAAGCGCGCAUGCGUAGUUGUACAUUGACACGUUCAUCGCGUGAUGAACCUUUAAACUUCAAUAUUAUUGGCGGUUAUGAGAUGCGCGGCAUUACCGCAGCAACUGGCGGUGGCGGUUGUGGCAUAUACAUAGCACAUGUAGUGCCCGGUUCGAAGGCGCAAGAUGUGGGUCUCAAGCGUGGCGAUCAAAUACACGAGGUGAACGGUCAGUCCUUCGAACAUGUGACGAGUAAACGUGCAAUGGAAAUACUAAUGGGUAGCACACAUCUGAGCAUAACGGUAAAAAGCAAUCUGCUCGGCUUCAAAGAGAUGAUGUUGGCAAUUGAACAAGGUGGUAAUGGUAGCAGUGGCAGCAAUGGUGCCGGCACGCCUAUCGGUAGUGGCAGCGGCAGCAGUGGCGGCUCACUAGGCAGCAAAUCAUUGCGUAGUCCACGUCGUAUAUGUGCCAAUGACAUUGCCAAGUUACAUGGCCGCUGUAUGUUGGACGAUAUGACCACCACAAAUCGUUCGCAUAUGCUGCGACUCAGCUCAGUCGAUAUGUUAUUGCCCACGGACCAAACAGACAGUUGUCCGCCAGCCACACCGCCACCGGUUAUGCCGCAACAGCCGAGCAGCGGCGGUGGUAAUAUGGCCAGUAAUUUUAUGUCGAAUCUUUUGCAAAGUGUUAGUAAUGCAUCAGCGCGCAAGGACUCGCAAGCCAAUUGCAAUGACGGCGGUGGCGGUUCCAAAGGUGGCGGUUUUAUGACGCUUGCGCCGAGACGUCGCAUACAAAAAGCGCUGGCGAAAAUGAAUUUGUUGCAGCACAAAAGCAUCGGUGGCGCCGGUUUGAAUGAUUCUGUCGAUAUACCCACGCCCACGGAGACGAUGUCACAAAAAGCCGGCAAACUGACCACUUCCUCUUCCAGUUCCUCAUCUACCUGCGGCGGUGUUGGCGGCGGUAAUCGCCUAUACCAAUCGCAAUCCAAUCCGGAUUUGAGUUCAUCACUGCUGUAUGAAGACGCCACUUCUUUAACAACCAGCACUGCUACAGCGCCGACGCCAACACCCAACUAUCUGACUGCCUCCAUGCAUCGGCCAUCGGCAGUUUCCACAACAAGCUCCGCUAUGCUGCCCGAUUAUCCCGAGCAUGUGUUGAAAGUCUUCAAAGCCGAUCAGUCCUGCAAGUAUUUGCUCAUCAAUAAGGAGACGACGGCGCACGAAGUUGUUAUGUUGGCGCUGCAAGAGUUCGGCAUACAUGACCCUAGCUCGAAUUAUUCGCUUUGUGAGGUUAGCGUCGGUGAGGGUGGCAUGGUGAAACAACGUCGCUUGCCCGAUCAACUACAGAACUUAGCCGAACGUAUUGGUUUUGCAGCGCGCUACUAUUUGAAAACAAACGGCAGUACCGAGACACUGGUGCCCGACGAAUUGGCGCUCGAGUUGGUGCGUGAGUCGAGUGUGCAUUUUCUGCAGCUGAACGCCUACGAGUUGGCCAUACAAUUGACACUGCAAGACUUCGCCAUCUUUCGGCAAAUCGAAUCGACUGAGUAUAUCGAUGAUCUGUUCAAUCUGAAGACGAAAUACGGUGUGCCAAUGUUAACGAAAUUCGCCGAACUCGUUAAUCGUGAAAUGUUUUGGGUCGUCACCGAGAUCUGCAGUGAACAUAAUAUUGUGCGUCGCAUGAAAAUUGUCAAGCAAUUCAUAAAGAUAGCGCGUCACUGCAAAGAGUGUCGCAACUUCAAUUCCAUGUUCGCCAUCAUAUCCGGACUCGGACAUGCGGCUGUGUCACGCUUGCGUCUUACCUGGGAAAAACUGCCGUCUAAAUAUCAACGGCUCUUCUCCGAUUUGCAGGAUCUCAUGGACCCCUCACGCAACAUGUCAAAAUAUCGCCAACUUGUCUCAUCCGAGCUGCUCGCACAACACCCCAUCAUACCGUUCUAUCCGAUUGUGAAGAAGGAUCUCACCUUCAUUCACCUAGGCAAUGACACGCGUAUCGAAGGUCUCAUUAACUUUGAAAAAUUACGUAUGCUCGCCAAAGAGGUGCGUCUACUAACGCAUAUGUGCUCAUCGCCCUACGAUCUGCUCGCCAUACUCGAACUUAAAGGUCAAUCACCCUCGAAUGCGCUCUUCUCGCUCAAUCAGCUCUCCACUUCACAAAAUGCCGGUGGCACACACAGCACCGUUAUCGCCGCUAAUGCCGGCCAAUCGACUAUUAAGCGUCGCAAAAAGUCUACAGCGGCACCGAAUCCAAAGAAAAUGUUCGAAGAGGCACAAAUGGUGCGUCGCGUCAAGGCAUACCUGAAUAAUUUGAAAAUCAUCAGCGAUGAGGAUGCACUGCACAAAUUCUCGCUUGAAUGCGAACCGGCAUCCAAUUCACAAACACACGGCAGCAGCGGCGGUAGUACGCGUGGUGAAAGCGGUUUGGGUCGCGAUGGCACCGGCAACUCAUCGACACGCAGCGGUGAUCAGCUGAGCAUCUAUUCGCACACGUCAUCCUCAUCGGCACCGAAUUCAUCGUUGUCGCUGCGCAAACGUCAUCCCUCAUCGCCCACACUCUCUACCACCAGCUCCACGUCGUCGACCAGCGAUCAUCAUAAUCGUCGCAAUAUGGCGCACAAUAAUAACUCAAAAUUUGGCAUCGCCUCACCGCAAGCCGUCAAAAAGAUACUGGCGCUAUCCGAUCCGACGAAAGUGCGUCCACAUCAGCCGUUUACAGCGCGUCAUUCCGGCAUGCCACCACCACCGCCACCACUGCUAGUUAAUACGCCGCACCACAUACUUGCGCAUGCGUACAGCAACACCACAGCGGGCAUGCCUUUAACUGCCGCUACUGGCACUUCCACAACGCCAAGUCCGUGUACGCAUCGACGUCUGGCAUCCGGCAGCAAUUCAAUGCCAACAGGUAAUAUGGUACCCGUGCGGGCCAUACAUGAACGUUCAAAUUCGGACACGCCAACGCCACCAUUACCAUCUGUUGAUCUCUCAGUUGAAAGCAGCAGCGUUACCACAUUUCGAGACUUGCCUUUGCGCAAAUCUGUGACUUCCGGCUCGGUGUCAUCCAGCGACAGCGGACACGGCUCAUAUGCGCAACAACAUGACACCAGUAGCUCGGUUUACACCGCCGCCGAUUGCCGACUGCUCCAGCAAAUCUCCAAUACGGCGGCACGCAAUUUGAGCGGAAGCGGCGUCGCUGGCAACAGCAGCAGCAGUAAUAGUAGUAGCGGCAGCAAUGGCAGCGCACCAACUACACCGGUACCACCACCGCCACCAUAUCACAUGUUGCGCAGCGCUGCACACAAUGCCGCCAAUAGCUUGUAUCACGCGAAUGCAACAAGUGCGGCACCGUUGCCGCCACCGCCCUACACGCGCUUGCAUUGUGGUGAGACCAUGGUUGCGCCGCUGAUGCAUCCAGCACACACACGACAUUCCAAUAUGCAUGGUGGCACUCCGAGUUUCGUUGAUGGCAACAACAAAUGCCCAAUGUGUCCGACAAUGUCGCCACCAUCAAAUAUGAAUCAGUAAAGUGUUUGAAAAACAUGUCUUGAGAUUAUGUGUAAUUUUUAGAUUUAGUAUAAAAAAAAAACCAAAAAUGCCAAAACUACUUUUUGGUUGUGUUUGGAAAUGCAAAUAAGUGACAACCAAACUAUUUUAGAACAACAACAAACAAAAACACACUGAAAACCAAAUUGACUGCAAAUUAUUUAUACCCACAAAAUAAGCCAAUCUGUUCUUCCUAUUCGGUAAUGAGAUGCUAAAUGAAACUUUGUCGUCCAUUGAAAGUGAAAAAUGCAAACAAAAAAGCCUACUCCGCAAGAUGCCACCACCGUUUUUGAACGUAAUAUACACAAAUAUUUAUUUUCGUAUAUAUUUAACUGAGACUAAAGCAAAGUAGCCAAAUGAGAGAAAGU